UUUAUUUCUUCUGAUCCCGAAAUCUGUACUGUGCAGUGAGGAAUGGGUUCUGCUGUUGCAGCAUUGGAUGAAACCCAAUUUAAAAAAGCAUCAAAGGGUGAGAGAAAUUUAAAAACCACAACAACAUCCAGCUGGAAAGACUUGUUGAAACAAAAAUGUCUUCCGUUGUUUCCAGAAACUACAAAUAAUGGGUGUUUGUUGUAUCUCAACAAGGAUGCAGUUCCACAAAACAGGGGCAGACACAGAGAAGGCCCUGCUCAGAAUGGGCUUCUGAUAAUUUUGGUGCUUUUUUUGUAGAACACAGUGAUCUGGUGGGUAUGUGAGGGGGUAAGGUGAUAUCUUAGGCAGACUGCAUCUGAUCUACAUAGCGCCUUGAUGUUAGCACCAAAAUCUUGACCCAGUAGCAGAUUGGCAGCCACUGCAGAUCUGGCAGACAAAGUGCUACAUGAGGAAUUGAGGAAACUGAAAACAAUGCAUAAUUGUUCGUUCUGUUGCUUUGCCCCAGCAUGGGCUAUUUGACUUGCACGUGUCAUUUUCUCUAGGAGAGAGAAGGCUGCCUCUGGCAGCUGAAGAAUGAAGUCCCCUCCUUGCUGCCUGUCCCUUUCUUCAGGAGCAUCUGGAGAGGAGCUGGGUGAGAGCACAUCCUUUGGAUCUGUGGAGUCCAGUGUCUUCUGUAGUGAGGAGGAGCCAGGAACCUUGCUGCGGCCGGUGGCCCCGUCCUUGGACUGCAUCACAGUCAAUGUGGGAGGGGCCCGCUUUGUGCUGUCCCAGAAAAAACUGUCCUGCUACCCGGACACCCGCCUGGGCAAGCUGGCUGUAGUGGUGUCAGCUGCCCGGGACGUUGCCUCCAGCCUCCUGGAUCUCUGUGAUGAUGCCAAUUUGGUGGAGAAUGAAUAUUUCUUUGAUCGGAGCUCUCAGGCAUUUAGUUACAUCCAUAAUUAUUACCAGACGGGCCGGCUGCACGUGAUGGAUCAGCUCUGUGCACUUUCCUUCCUGCAGGAGAUCCAGUAUUGGGGCCUGGAUGAGCUCAGCAUUGACUCUUGCUGCAGGGACAGGUACUUCAGGAGGAAGGAACUGAGCGAAGCCUUGGAUAUCAAGAAAGAAGCUGAAGCCCUCGAUGCCCAAGAAGAGGAAGAGGACUUCUCCGGGAGCCUCUGCCCCAGAUUCAGGCAAAAGCUUUGGGAGGUAUUGGAAAAACCUGCGUCUUCCAUCGCUGCCAGGACUUUUGGCACCAUCUCCAUGGCCUUUGUCAUCAUCUCUAUUGCCAACAUGGCCCUCAUCUCUGUGGAACUCAGCUGGCUGCCACCACAGCUCCUUGAUAUCCUGGAGUACGUGUGUAUUGCCUGGUUCACAGGAGAGUUUAUCCUGCGUUUCCUGUGCACACAGAAGAAAUUCUACUUCAUACGGAGUGUAGCAAACAUCAUAGACCUGCUGGCCAUUUUGCCCUUCUACAUCACUCUGGUAGUGGAGAGCUUGCGUGGCAGACACAGCUCCCAGGAGCUGGAAAACAUGGGGCGUAUUGUUCAGGUCUUAAGGCUGCUGAGGGGUUUGCGCAUGCUGAAGUUGGGCCGGCAUUCAACAGGUUUGCGGUCCCUGGGCAUGACCAUUGCCCAGUGCUACGAAGAGGUUGGCAUGCUCCUGCUUUUCCUCUCUGUGGGCAUCUCCAUCUUCUCCACCAUGGAGUUCUUUGUCGAGCAAGGUGUCCAUGGCACAACCUUCACAAGUGUGCCCUGUGCUUGGUGGUGGGCUACGACAUCCAUGACGACAGUUGGCUACGGAGACAUUAGGCCGGACACAACCAUCGGCAAGAUAGUGGCGUUCGUGUGUAUAUUGUCGGGAAUUCUCAUUCUGGCUUUGCCGAUAGCCAUCAUCAAUGACCGCUUUUCUGCCUGUUACUUCACGCUGAAGAUAAAGGAAGCUGCUCUCCGACAGCGUGAAGCCUUAAAGAAGCUCACAAAGAACAUGUCCAACGAUUGCACCGUCAAUGUUAAUUUGCGCGACGUCUAUGCUCGAAGUGUCAUGGAUGUGCUGAGGCUAAAAGGCCGUGACAGAACAAGCACUAGGAGCAGUGGUGGUGAUGAAUUUUGGUUUUGAUUUCUUUAAAAAACAAAACAGCAUAAGGCAGGGGUAGCCAAUGUAGUACUGUCCAGAUAUUGUUAGACUACAGCACCUCUAUAAUUUUAUUACCAUUGGCAAUGUUUGCUGGGACUGAUGGGAGUUGUAAUCCAACAACUUCUAAAGAACACUACACUGUUUAAAAUGUGUGUCUAAUGUUUCGUCAGCCUUGAUAAUAAAUGCUGUGUUGAAUACGAGGCUAAUAAUUGUUUCAUGUUCUCCCCUAUUAAAUUUCCCUUUCCAGGUUUCUGAGCAUAUGACAACAAUUACCCUAACCCAAAGGCUUAUUAAAAGCAAAAACUCUCAGGUUAUACUGACUCUUACCAUUUAGAUCAGUGUUUCCCAACCUUGUGCCUCCAGCUGUUUUCGGACUACCAUUCCCAUCAUUCCUGACCACUGGUCUUGCUAGCUAGGGAUGAUGGGAGUUGUAGUCCCCAAACAUCUGGAGGCACAAGGUUGGGAAACACUGAUUUAGAUCAUUCAUUAGAAUAAAAUGGCAGAUACAUCUACAUAAAACAAUGUUUCGGUCAUUUGGUAAUAGUUCUUAUGCUUGCUUUAAUAUGAAAAAAUAAAGUGUUAGCAAA
Molecule: messenger RNA, 2699 nt
Organism: Zootoca vivipara (common lizard)
Lineage: Eukaryota; Metazoa; Chordata; Lepidosauria; Squamata; Lacertidae
Source: RefSeq, a predicted model, not a curated record